UUGAACUCCCGAUUAAGCCAGAAUAGAGUCACGAAGGUCACAAGAACAUGGAAGGGAUUAAUGCAUACACCAAAUUUGCACUGGUCACUGUUCUGUCCUGCUGUUUGGUGCGUGCGCUACAAGCUGCCGACCCUAUUACAUGUCUCCAAUGUGAUGGCGUGACGUCACUAACAAACUGUUUAACGACUGUUACCUGCAAACCAAAUCAGGUCUGUUUCGUUGAAAGACGCUCCGUUCUAAACGGGACAGAUCCAAAUUCCUCGGCACAGCAGCCAUCUGAGGUUAUCCUGUAUAGCGCUGGAUGUAAGGACAGUGAGCACUGUACGGAUAGUCAGUGCGCUGGUGACAUCUCACAAGCGACGGUCAAAGGUUACGAUGGUAUUCGUACAUACCACCGCUGCUGUUCUUAUCAUGUUUGUAAUGCGCAAGGUUUUCAUUCCACUGUGAGUGACCCGUGGAACCGCCUUUGUCUAACAUGUGACAAUGCUGCAACAGCAGACAGUUGUACCACUAUUAAACAGUGCGGCGAGGAUCAGAUGUGUUCGUCGUCGUUACUCUACCCGGACGCAAAUAUGAAAAUGGAAUGUCUCUCAAAGAAAGUGUGCGACGUAGUUAGUAGCACUAUUAGGAAGCGGCUCCACGAUGGUGAUGUCCUGGCGACACGAUGUUGUGAUGGUCCCUUGUGUAACAAUCAGAAUAUGUACGGUACUACACCUACAGUUACAACAACAUCUCCACAAACAACUCCACCUCAGUGUACAGAAAAAGAUAUGUUCAGACUAUCGACAGUAAUGUCAACAGUGACGACUCUUUUGACACGUGCACCGCCGCCUCCACAGACGCCAACACCUGGGGCUAGACCUGAUGGCUCUUUUGUACCUACUCCACCAUCUCCGGCACCACUAAAAAAUUCUAUACCCAGACCAACCACUCAGACACCUAUGCCAAUACCUUUUUCCAGUCCUCGGCCAACUCCACCAACCCCAGCUCCAGUGAUAACAACCAGUCCUAGACCAACUCCACCAACACCAGCGCCAGUUACCAUUAAUAGCCCUAGACCAACUCCACCAACACCAGCGCCAGUAACCAUUACCAGCCCUAGGCCAACUCCACCAACAAUAGCGCCAGUAAUAAUAACCACUCCUAGACCAACUCCACCAACACCAGCGCCAGUAAUAAUAUCCACUCCUAGACAAACUCCUACAACACCUGGACCAGUGCCUCCUUCCAGUCCCAGACCAACUCCACCAACCCCAGCACCAGUAUAUAUUACCAGUCCUAGAUUAACUCCUCCAACACCUAGACCAGUUACUCCCUCCAGCCCUUGGCCAACUCUUCCGACUUUAACACCAUUUAUCAAUAUUACUCCUAAACCAACUCAAAUGAGCCCAGGACCAGUAGCAGUUACCAGUCAAGGACCAACUCCACCAACACCUGAUCCAGUGACUCAAACUCUUGCUACUGCACCAGCUACACCAUCGGGUGUUGCACAGUCUUGUAGUGACAGGCCUGGGAUUCAAUGCGAGUUUAUGGCUGAAAUUAACAUUUGCUCUGUCCAUAAUCUUGCGGUUAAGUAUUGCAUGAAGUUUUGUGGUCUUUGUACAUCUUAGAAAAAUAAAUAUUUGUCA
Messenger RNA from Mizuhopecten yessoensis (Yesso scallop), 1628 nucleotides. RefSeq names its product mucin-2-like. The transcript has 10 exons. Bases 48 to 1610 code for a protein of 520 amino acids. NCBI's taxonomy places the organism in Eukaryota, Metazoa, Mollusca, Bivalvia, Pectinida, Pectinidae. The record is from RefSeq and is a predicted model, not a curated record.